AUGUACUCUUCAAACCCAAAUGGUUACCCAAAUUUUUCACCAGCUCCACCCCCAUUUAAACUAGAACCAUAUGGUGAAGAUGAAUCCACAAAGAUUGGUGUUCCAGUGAACUCUAAAGAUCAAUCUUACUCUGAUCAGUCCCAAGAGCCGACUCCUGUUGAAAACAGACCUCGGGUUGAUUGGUCCACCGGCCUCUGUGACUGCCUAUCUGACUGGCGAAACUGUUGCAUAACUUGCUGGUGUCCAUGCGUGACUUUUGGAAAGAUCGCAGAGAUUGUAGACAAAGGGUCUAGUUGUAAGUUGUCUUCUCCAUCAACAGACUGUAUGAUUAUCUUGGGUUUUUUUAUCCUAUCUCAAGAUAGAGCAAGCAAUUAAUCCUAAUGGUGGGUUAGGCAAUAUGACGGUCCUCUGUCUGUUCCGUAUCGCGUCUAAUUUGUAUUGUAUCUAAAAAAAAAUUAACUCAAACUCGAUAGCUUAAUUUAUGUUGUGUCGGAUUUAUUUGAUUAAUAAAUCGUAUUUAGUGAAUUCGUGUUUCAUUUAAUUGGGUUCAUUUCAAGUCUAUUA
Messenger RNA from Ilex paraguariensis (yerba mate), 564 nucleotides. NCBI's taxonomy places the organism in Eukaryota, Viridiplantae, Streptophyta, Magnoliopsida, Aquifoliales, Aquifoliaceae. The record is from the annotation of a GenBank genome assembly.